AUGCAUACCAUUUUUCGCAUUGGUAAUAUGAUACAGAGCAACGAUGAUAAUCGUUUAUGGCAGGUAGAUUUAAUACAGACCAAUGAUAACGAUCAACAGUUAAAUGCUCUUACUGAACGGAUACGUAAUGAGAUCAAAGGACCGACCGAAUGGGAUAGAUUGGCUAAAUUGCUAAUCAAACUUGGCCAGUUUGAUAAGGCUGAUGAAUUAUACGAAGUUCUGAUCGAUCAAACAUACAAUGAUCGUGAGAAAACACAUUUCUAUCAUCAACUUGGAUGGAGCAAGAAAAAGCAACGAAAAUAUGCGGAGGCACUUGAAUAUUAUCAAAAAGCGCUUGAAAUCAAACAAAGAGUUAUGUGCCCAGAUCAUCCUUCAUUUGCUGUUUCCUUUAAUGACAUCGGCUCUAUAUAUGAAAACAUGAAUGAGCACAUACAAGCACUUUUGUAUUACGAAAAAGGGCUUGAUGUUCAACAAGAAAUACUUCCUCCUAAUUAUCAUGGCUUGACAUCUUCUUGCAGUAAAAUUGGAUCUGUUUACGAAAAAAUGGGCGACUACGCAACAGCACUUUUAUUUCAUGAAAAAGCAGUUGAAAUUCAUAAAAAAACACUUCCUGUAGAUAAACUCAACUUGGCUUUUUCUUACAAUAAUAUCGGUUCUGUGUACGAAAAGAUGGGUGAAUAUAUGAAAGCACUUUCAUCUCACGAAAAAGCACUUGAAAUUAAAAAAGAAACACUUCCUCCGAAUCAUCCUGAUUUGGCUCAAUCGCAUAGCAAUAUUGGUUUCGUUUAUAAUAAGAUGUGUCAGUACUCAAAAGCUCGUCAAUUUCAUCAGUAUGCUGUUGAUAUUGGACAACGUUCGCUACCAACCAAUCACCCUCGUCUUCAACAAUGGAAAAAAAACCUCGGAUAUGUCGCACGAAAAUGUAACUGA
Rotaria sordida is the source of this 930-nucleotide messenger RNA. The record is from the annotation of a GenBank genome assembly. Lineage: Eukaryota; Metazoa; Rotifera; Eurotatoria; Philodinida; Philodinidae.